AUGGGCCGAGCCAAAUCAUCCUCCAAACCAGUAGCUGUUGCAGAACCGGUACUUACUCACCAGUCAACAGCUAAUUCUGUCCAGCAACAGCAAAUUCCAUGGUUUCCUCCUUCACCAAAUGGCUUCAAACUUAAUGUUGAUGUAGCAACCAAUUUUGAACAGAAAAAAUUAGGCAUUGGAGCUAUACUUAGAGACCAUGAUGGCAUGGUUGUGGCUGCUCUUUCGAAGGUGGUUCAAGGCAGUUUUCGAUCGGAUGAGAUGGAAGCUAAAUCACUUUUUCAUGCUCUCAAUUGGGCAUCUCAAUUACAAUUGUCUAUAACGCAUAUUGAGACGGAUGCAUUGAGAGUUUCCACUACUUUGAAUUCAGCUACAAGUGAUUUAUCUAGUUUUUCAAACUUUAUUUUCGAUGUUCGUUGUCUUUUAUCUUUUUUCCUUGGUGUUUUAGUAUCCCAUGUUAAAAGAACUGCUAAUCAAGCAGCUCAUUUGCUUUAG
Messenger RNA from Cannabis sativa, 492 nucleotides. RefSeq lists its product as uncharacterized. The transcript has 2 exons. Bases 1 to 492 code for a protein of 163 amino acids. Lineage: Eukaryota; Viridiplantae; Streptophyta; Magnoliopsida; Rosales; Cannabaceae. The record is from RefSeq and is a predicted model, not a curated record. Gene Ontology annotation, molecular function: nucleic acid binding; RNA-DNA hybrid ribonuclease activity.